CACAUAAACUCAAGCUUCAUGGCACCAACCAUCCCAUGCAGCCAUCUUAUAGUCACAGUAGUCUCUUUACUAACCAUCAUCUCCAUCACAACAUCUCUUCCCACCACUCAAAGUGAUGAUCCCUUGCUUAAAAUCCUUCACACAUCCUUAACCCAGCUCAACACAACCAUCAGCACUGCCACACACUUACACCGCCGCAUUAACGAGCAAAAACAGCAGGCAGAGCUCGAGGAUUGCUUGCAACUCCUCGACCUCUCUCGUGACCGUGUGCUCAGCUCGGUCCGAGCUAUUACUAAAAGCGCGCACACAGAUGCGCGCACAUGGCUCAGUGCUGUCAUGACUAAUUAUGACACUUGCCUUGAUGGUCUAAAUGGUUACGUGAAACUCUCCAUGGAAUCUCGACUCAAGUCCUUGAUGAAAUCCACAAGCGUGUCAUUGGCCUUGCUGGCGAGCAGUGAUGACGACGACGAUGUUAUCACUCAGGUGGUCGAGUUCCCGUCCUGGAUAUCUAAGCGUGAUCGAAAGCUACUCGAAGCUCGCACGCCCAAGGAUGUGAAAGCGAAUGUUGUUGUGGCGAAGGAUGGGAGUGGGAAGUUCAAGACGGUGCAAGAGGCUGUGAAUUCUGUCCCUGAUAACGGCAAGACAAGGUAUGUUAUUUAUGUGAAGAAAGGUGUUUAUAAAGAGACUGUAAGGCUUGAGAAGAAGAAGAAGAACGUCAUGAUCGUUGGUGAUGGUAUGGACGCCACUGUCAUCACCGGUAGUCUCAAUUUCGUCGACGGAACCACCACCUUUAACAGUGCCACGUUAGCUGCGGUUGGUGAUGGACUGAUUUUGCAGGACCUAAAGAUAGAGAACACUGCCGGAGCGAAAAAGCACCAGGCGGUGGCGCUCCGGGUCGGAGCCGACCGAUCAGUGAUCAACAGGUGCAACAUCGAGGGCUAUCAAGACACGCUUUACACGCACUCACUGCGUCAAUUCUACCGUGACAGCACUAUAUCCGGCACAGUCGACUUUAUCUUCGGCAACGCUGCCGUUGUUUUCCAGAACUGCAAACUCGUGGCACGGCGUCCCCUGGACAACCAGCAAAACCUUGUGACAGCUCAAGGGAGGAUAGACCCCAACCAGAACACUGGUACUUCUAUACAGAACUGCCAAAUAGUGCCCAGUAAUGACUUAAAGCUCGCAAAAGGGGCUAUAAAAUCGUAUCUUGGUCGGCCAUGGAAGGAAUAUUCUAGGACUGUGUUCAUGCAGUCAUAUAGAUUCACAUAUUGAUCCUAAAGGGUGGUUGG
Messenger RNA from Dioscorea cayenensis subsp. rotundata (Guinea yam), 1289 nucleotides. RefSeq names its product pectinesterase 2.1-like. The transcript has 2 exons. Gene Ontology annotation, biological process: cell wall modification. The record is from RefSeq and is a predicted model, not a curated record. The coding region runs from base 19 to 1272 and encodes 417 amino acids. NCBI's taxonomy places the organism in Eukaryota, Viridiplantae, Streptophyta, Magnoliopsida, Dioscoreales, Dioscoreaceae. Gene Ontology annotation, molecular function: pectinesterase inhibitor activity; pectinesterase activity.